AAUACUGUAGAUAGAAGACCUCUUGGUACCACAACCUUUAUCUGAGAAGUUCACUAAACUUGUUGGUGAAUAAUUGCAGUGGAAGAAGUAAAGACAAGGGCCACAACUUUAAGAACACAGUACUCCAAGCUUCUUAAAGCCAAACCCAGUGGGAGUGGGGAAAAGCCACUCACAAACAAACAAAAGUGGCUGCUGCAGUCAUUGAUGUUUUUGAGGAAACAUGUCAUCCAACGUGCUUCUGAAAGCAGUCUUCAUCAGUCAGUUAAACAUGCCCUGACUGCAGUGAAUGACCCCACCAGUGAUCUAGAUGAUGACACAUCUCAGAUGUCUGAGGACAUGUCUGUGGACCUGUCAGCAACUGUGUGUCAGCCAUCUACUUUGGAGACUGAUAAUGAACUGUCUUGUCCUACACCACCCAACCUUACCCAAAAGCGAAAGAAAAGCCAAUCUGCUGACUCCAUUGAAAUGGAGAAACUCAAAGUUUUGCAGGAAAUGUCUAAUGCUUUUCAGAUGGGUAGAAGCAGGUCAGCUGCUGAUAGUGACAGCACUUUUGGGGCCCAAGUGACAGAGGAGUUGAGGUUGAUUAAAAAUACUCUGAUAAAGAGUAGAGUUAAGAGAAAAAUUAUGAAUGCUUUAUAUGAGGCUCAGGAGUGUGAUCACUCUGAUUUAUUGCCAUCUAUCCAAAACCAGAUGCCACUUGUAUGUCCUCCACCCCCGACAGUACAGAUGGCCCCCUCACAGCCGUCCCCUCUACUUGCAUACACACCUACACAAGCACAUCACCACAUGUCUCCACCAUGUCAAACUUACACAUCUACACAAGUGUUUCAGCAUCAGUAUCAGCCUCCACAACAUAAUGAUCAAGAGUAACUUUUGUCCAGAAAACAAUGGUCAUGAUUGCGCACAGUAGACUGCGCAUAGCACAUAUUUACAUUAUCAGCCAGUCUGUGUUCUGAUGGGUUGUUCUUGUUCUGAUGGAUGUUCAUAUUUAGGUUUAAAAUAAGCACUGUUGUGGCUGAGAAAAAUACUCCAAAACACUAGAAAGUCUGUUUUUGAUGCACUUGUGACUGGUCAGUUAUGUUGUAUACCAGUGUAAACCUUGUAUUUGUGCUUUUGUAUUUAUUUAUUUUGAAGUUUCCAGUUUAAGUGUAAACUUAUUUUUAUUUCAAUAUUGAAAACUGUUUG
This is a messenger RNA of Misgurnus anguillicaudatus (oriental weatherfish), 1185 nucleotides long. The record is from RefSeq and is a predicted model, not a curated record. Lineage: Eukaryota; Metazoa; Chordata; Actinopteri; Cypriniformes; Cobitidae.